Messenger RNA from Gilbertella persicaria, 1551 nucleotides. Its product is annotated as isoprenoid synthase domain-containing protein. Gene Ontology annotation, cellular component: transferase complex. The record is from RefSeq and is a predicted model, not a curated record. The transcript has a single exon. NCBI's taxonomy places the organism in Eukaryota, Fungi, Mucoromycota, Mucoromycetes, Mucorales, Choanephoraceae. Gene Ontology annotation, molecular function: prenyltransferase activity. Bases 167 to 1312 code for a protein of 381 amino acids. Gene Ontology annotation, biological process: ubiquinone biosynthetic process; isoprenoid biosynthetic process.
GCACAAAAUGAUAUCUUUUAUUGCUAAAAGUCUAUAAACAUUCAAUAAAGAGUGGCGGAUCGCAAAACUUGCUCAGCCACCAAAAGCUGCCCUUGUUCAUUCUUACGACUUUCAAUUUGCGUAUUUUGUCUUUUUUUGAGUGCAUAAUAGUUCUCCUAACAACGUUAUGUCAGCACUCGGCCGUAUUUCAAGAGCUAAGAUUUUCACGCCCCCAAGAACUUGCUAUGGCUACUUCGCAAGUGCCAGACUACAUACAACACGUACUGUCUUGGCUAGUUCAAAUGAGUCACCUCUUGACAAGAUUGCUCAGGGAUUCAACUCUUUCAAAACAACCGUAUUGAGUUCUCCUCCUCUUCGUAACGUAACCAAGCCAACCGAUAUGCCAUUUACUGGAGAAGCAUCUAACUGGGACCAAGCACUCAGUGAGGCACAAAGCUUAGUGAAAACAACCGAGAAUGAGCGCAUAAUUGACCCUGCCAAGCUAGUAGGCGAUGAUUUAAAAGAAAUCAAAUCCAAUAUUUCGAAAUUGCUCGGUAGUAGACAUUCCUUUUUGAAUACAGUAGCUCGCCAUUAUUUCAGUGGAGAAGGAAAGCACGUUAGACCAUUACUUGUACUUUUGAUUGCCCAGGCAACCAGCAUUGCAGACAAGAAAUACUUGACAAGCAAUGUAGACUACAAGUCAAUUGAUACACCUAUUUCACAUGGAUUGGAAAACAUUACAGCGAAUGAUGUUUUUGAUAAAAAAAUACAUUAUACACCAUCUGUAAGCGAUCAGGGAUGUGUCAUUUUACCAACACAAAGACGUUUGGCCGAGAUUUCUGAAAUGAUACAUACAGCCUCUUUAUUGCAUGACGACGUAAUCGAUGCUUCGAUGACACGUAGAAACUUACCUUCCGCUAAUGCUUCUUUUGGCAACAAAAUGGCUGUCUUAGGUGGCGACUUUUUAUUAGCCAGAGCAUCUAUUGCAUUGGCACGUCUCAGAAAUGCAGAAUGUAUAGAGUUGAUGUCAACUUGUAUAGCAAAUUUAGUGGAAGGAGAAUUUAUGCAGUUAAAGAACACAAAAGAUGAAGCUGAUGGCAAAGUCAAAAAGUUAAGCACAUUUGACCAUUACAUGGAAAAGACCUAUAUGAAGACUGGCAGUUUAAUUGCUUUGAGUUGUAAAGCAUCUGCUGUAUUGGGUGGUUCCACCAAAGAAGUUGCAACAAUUGCAUAUGAUUUUGGAAGAAAUUUAGGUCUAGCCUUCCAGGUAACACCAAAAGAAAAAACAUUCAAAAUAUUCAACCCAACUCCCCCAUUUAUAAAUAGCUUGUAGAUGACAUGCUUGAUUUUACAGUAACUGCCGCAGAACUUGGUAAACCUGCUGGUGCAGAUCUAAAGUUGGGAUUGGCUACUGCGCCUGUCUUGUUUGCAUGGGAAGAAUAUCCUGAAUUAGAGGCACUUAUUAAGCGUAAAUUUUCUCAUCAAGGUGACGAAGAGAAGGUAAAAUUCUUCUGGGGGAAAGUGUUUUUUAAUCUCCAUAAAAAUUGAUAGGCUAGGGAUCUUGUGUACCAA